CCCGAGUCCCAGCAAGGAGCAGAUCCUUCCUAAGUCUGGGCCCUGCUUGAGAGCACCGAAUCUCAUGGUGUCCUACCUGCUUCCACCUGCGACUAGCAGAAGAGCUAUGAGCGAAGCCAAGCAAAUGCCUGUACCGCACAGCCAAAUGCCCUGCCAUGCAGAAUCAGCGAUGGAGCCACGAGAGGCUCCCAGAGGGCUCACAGUCAAGUGUCUCAGCUCUUUCCGCGGCAAGAUCAGUGCAGGCAGCUGGAGGAUUCCACAAGAUGCAGACUUCCAGGCAAGCCUCAGGACAGACUCCAGCAGCAACAAAAACCAGGAGCCAGAAGAGAAAAAAAUAGCAUUGGAGCUCCUGCAAACAGAGCAGGCCUAUGUCAGCCGCCUUCAUCUUCUGGAUCAGGUGUUUUUCUCAGAGCUGCUGAAGGAAGCCAGGAGUGGAAGAACAUUCCCAGAAGAGGUGGUGAAAAUGAUAUUCUCCAACAUCUCAUCCAUUUACCAGUUUCAUGCUCAGUUUUUCUUGCCAGAGCUGCAGCAACGUAUGGAGAACUGGGAUUCCAAUCCCAGGAUUGGGGACAUCAUCCAGAAGGUAGCCCCUUUCCUGAAGAUGUAUAGCGAAUACGUGAAGAACUUUGACAAGGCAGUCGAGCUGAUCACCACGUGGUCCGAAAAGUCCUUGCCAUUCCAGGAACUCAUCUCAAGCAUUCAGAGACGGGAGAUCUCAGCCAACUUAACCUUGCAGCAUCAUAUGCUGGAGCCAGUACAGAGAAUUCCUAGAUAUGAACUCCUUCUGAAGGAUUACAUACGAAAGCUACCUCCAGAGGCACUGGACAGGGAGGAUGCAGAGAAAGCCCUGGAAAUGAUUUUCACUGCAGCCAAACACUCCAAUGCUGCCAUUGCAGAAAUGGAACGACUCCAGAACCUUUGGGAGGUGUAUCACAGGCUGGGGCUUGAAGACGACAUCGUGGACCCUUCCAACGAGCUGAUAAAAGAGGGACCCAUUCAGAAAAUCUCAUUCCGGCACAACAACACAACAGAGAAAUACCUGUUCUUGUUCAAUAACUUGCUGCUGUACUGUGUGCCAAAAGUCAUCCAAGUGGGCGCAGCGUUUCAGGUGCACAGCCGGAUUGAUGUGGAGGGCAUGAAGGUUCGGGAGCUGAAUGAUGUGCAGUUUCCUUAUGCUUUCCUUGUAUCAGGGAAACAACGAACUCUAGAAUUGCAAACCAGGUCCCAGGAAGAGAUGAAUGAUUGGAUAAAGGCCUUUGAGUCUGCCAUUGACAAGAAGGAGAAAAGCAGUGGGACCUUCAAGGUGGCAAUCCAAGGGCCGGAAGCCGAGAUGCAAGAUUUAACUCAUUGCCAGUUUGAUGAGCUGGGCAAGCGGGCUCCUCAGUGGAUCAGGGACAAGCUGGUGACCAUGUGCAUGCGUUGCAAGGGCCCGUUCAAUGCGAUCACACGCAGAAGGCACCACUGCCGGGCCUGCGGCUAUGUGGUGUGUGGCCGGUGCUCCGAGUACAAGGCCGAAUUGCAAUACGACAAGAGUGGGCCCAAACGCGUCUGCGUGGAGUGCUACAUCUUCCUGACGGGGCAUUUGUUGCCCGACGAGCGGCAAGCAAGGCAUAAAGGCAUCCUGGAGAAAGAGUCUGCAGAAAUAUCGGGGCAGAGCUUGAUGUGCAGUUUCCUGCAGCUGUUGGAUAAGAACGGAAAGGGGAGCAUGCGUGGCUGGUUUGUGAUCCCACGAGAUGACCCUCUUGUGCUGUACAUUUACGCUGCACCCCAGGACGUCAAGGCUCACACUUCCAUCCCCCUGCUGGGCUACCAAGUCAAAGAGAUGCCCCAGAGCGACACCCGUCACAUCUUCCAACUGGUGCAGUCCAAGCAGGUCUAUACGUUGGUGGCAGAGACGGAGGAGCUGAAGCAGCGGUGGAUGAAGGCCAUUACACACUCGGCUCGUGGGGAAGAGGAGGAAGACUCGUUUGAUGAGCUGGAAUGACUGGAGCCUUGCUGAGAGGCUGCUGCAUAUCUUGAGCCGCCAUUUCAACAUCUGCAAAAUGAAAACAGUAUUUGGAUUCUUUUGAAAACUAUUUUUUCAGCUGUAACUUUCCAACCAGUUUUGUAAGUCACAGUAUUUCUGCCUAGCUCAGAUUUCCCUAGUUUGCUUAUGAGCCUGUCACGUGGAAUUGUGUCAAAAGCAUCACUCAAGCCACACACAGUACAUUGUUAGAACUGGAGACUUGCCAACGUUUGCAGAUGUGUCUUCCCAUUCACAUGCUCACCCACACACCUAAACAUUGCUGCAAACGGGAUUUCCUAUAUGCACCUAGACUCCCACUAAUUCCCUAUAACCUGGCCAGCAAAACUAACAUCUUCCUAAGGAUGCUGCCCCUGUAACUCUUUAUGCUGCAGAAUCUAGAUGCUCCUUUCCAUCCCCACCACAAAAAGAACAGCAGUCUCACCUGCAGAUGCACUAAGAAAGCUUCCAUUAGGAUGAUGGGGGAAUGGGGACAGUGGGAGAAGCUUAGACUCCCUCGACUUGUGUCUACCAGCAAAUGUAGGUGAGUUCUUUGGCCCAUAAGAACAGAAUGGCAUAAGAAGAGCCCUGUCUUGUCCAAAACUCAUCUAGCCCAGCAUCCUGUUCUCACAGUGACCAACCAGUCUCCCCCUCCUGCUGCAACCUGCUCCCCUCCAGUCUCCCAAAACACACACAGAAUUGAAGAGGGCGGAGCAAUGAG
This is a messenger RNA of Podarcis raffonei (Aeolian wall lizard), 2723 nucleotides long. It is a transcript of the gene FGD2, whose product is annotated as FYVE, RhoGEF and PH domain containing 2. Lineage: Eukaryota; Metazoa; Chordata; Lepidosauria; Squamata; Lacertidae. The coding region runs from base 65 to 1984 and encodes 639 amino acids. Gene Ontology annotation, molecular function: guanyl-nucleotide exchange factor activity; metal ion binding. Gene Ontology annotation, biological process: filopodium assembly; cytoskeleton organization. Gene Ontology annotation, cellular component: cytoplasm. The transcript has 15 exons. The record is from RefSeq and is a predicted model, not a curated record.